UUGCAGUACUUCGACAAAUCCACUUUUGGGACGACGAAAGAACAGAAAGCUUUCGAAAAAAGUUUGUUCCAGAAAACGUCGAGGAACUCGUCAUCCGAAAUUAUUCUUCUUGAUGGUGUGACCUGUAUCUAUCGAUCAAACGUUGAUUUGUACAUGUACGUCUUGGGCAGCAGUCGCGAGAACGAAUUGGUCCUUGAAUCAUUAUUGAACUGCCUUUUUGAUGCCAUUUCUACUGUCCUUCGGAAGAAUGUUGAGAAAAAGGCACUGAUCGAUGCCAUGGACACCUGCAUACUGAUUAUUGACGAAAUAUGUGAUGAAGGGAUCAUUCUCGAAACAGACCCUCAAGCGGUUGUCUCGCGAUGUGCAUUGAAAGCUGAUGAGAUCUCUUUCUCUGACCAAACCUUCUCGCAAGUCGGCAUCUCACUUAUGAGUUCAGCAAAGGAGCAGUUCAAGUGGUCAUUGUUGAAGUAG
This is a messenger RNA of Cylicostephanus goldi, 471 nucleotides long. Lineage: Eukaryota; Metazoa; Nematoda; Chromadorea; Rhabditida; Strongylidae. The record is from the annotation of a GenBank genome assembly.